GUCGGACGCUCCGACGCAAGAAGGAGCAGUGACGUAGCGGCGGAGCUGUUGGGGUCACGUGGCCAGGGGAAGAAGAAGGAAAAAAAGGGGGGGCCCUUAGGCGACCAAUGGGGAGGAGGCGUGCGCGGAGGGCGGGACUUAGUCGGGAAGAAGCCCCGCCCCUUCGCCUCAACCCGCCCUCCUGCCAGGUCGCCGGCCGGCCGGUCGAUCUUGCCUCAGGUUGGACUCCCGCUCGCCGCCUUCCUCCUCCUCCUCCUCCUCCUCCUCCUCCUCAUGCAGCCUUCCCGGGCCCCCGAGGCGGGCGAAACCGCCCCUGCGCCCGCCGCCAUCCAGAUUAGCAGGAUCAUGCGCCCCGAUGACGCGAACAUUGCCGGCAAUGUGCACGGAGGGACCAUAUUAAAAAUGAUCGAAGAGGCCGGAGCCAUCAUCAGCACCCGCCAUUGCAACUCACAAUCCGGGGAGCCCUGCGUGGCUGCCCUGGCUCGUGUGGAGCGCACGGACUUCCUUUCCCCCAUGUGCAUUGGUGAAGUGGCCCACGUCAGCGCCGAGAUCACUUACACCUCCAAGCACUCCGUGGAGGUCCAGGUGCAGGUGGAAGCCGAAAACAUCCUCACAGGUGCAAAGACAGUGACCAACAGGGCCACUUUGUGGUACGUCCCUCUUUCUCUCCACAACGUGAACAAGGUUUUGGAAGUGCCUCCAAUCCAGUUUGCGCAGAAGGACCAGGAGGAAGAAGGGAGACGACGUUACGAGGAACAGAAGCUGGCACGUCAGGAGACCAAAGAGAGGAACGGCGAUGUCAUUGUGCCCGUGAUCAAUCCAGAGCCCUACACCGUUGGAUACAGCCAGUCAAGUCUCAUCCAUUUGGUGGGACCAUCUGAUUGCACCAUGCAUGGAUUUGUUCAUGGAGGGGUGACCAUGAAACUCAUGGACGAGGUAGCUGGAAUCGUGGCUGCUCGCCACUGCAAAACCAACAUCGUCACGGCUUCUGUGGACGCCAUCAACUUUCACGAGAAGAUCAAAAAGGGGAGCGUGCUCACCAUUUCCGGCCGCAUGACCUUCACGAGCAACAAGUCCAUGGAAAUCGAGGUCUUUGUGGACGCCGACCGCUUUGUGGGGGAACCCCAGGACCCGUACCGGGCGGUCAGCGCCUUCUUCACCUACGUGUCCCUCAGCAAGGAGGGAAGACCCCUCCCCGUCCCGCAGCUGGCGUUGGAAACCGAGGACGAACGGCAGCGUUUCGAGGAAGGGAAAAUCCGCUACUUGCAAACCAAAGCCAAGCGCCAAGCACAGAUGCAGCCCCUCAGCCAACAGUGACACUCAGGCCAGAGACCUCCUCCAUCCCUACACCCAGUUGGAAGUGGGGGGGGGAGGACUGUGACAACGUCCCCGGGGUGGGGGCACCCCCUCCUUUCCGGCCAAGAUUCAUUCCGUCUUCUCUGCCACCAUCGUAGCUAGCCGGGUGGGCCGGGGGGGGGGGGGCGU
Molecule: messenger RNA, 1485 nt
Organism: Notechis scutatus (mainland tiger snake)
Lineage: Eukaryota; Metazoa; Chordata; Lepidosauria; Squamata; Elapidae
Source: RefSeq, a predicted model, not a curated record